This is a messenger RNA of Guyanagaster necrorhizus, 1665 nucleotides long. RefSeq lists its product as uncharacterized. The record is from RefSeq and is a predicted model, not a curated record. The transcript is spliced from 3 exons. Bases 278 to 1534 code for a protein of 418 amino acids. Lineage: Eukaryota; Fungi; Basidiomycota; Agaricomycetes; Agaricales; Physalacriaceae.
CGGCCUCCCAUCCGCAGCGAGCGCAGUCUUUGGCUACAAGCAAGUGGCGCCCGUGAACCAGAAUGACACCAUACUCCUCAUAAAAUUCCUUCUCCCAUGAAAGAUUCGUCUGUUUAUCCACUCCCACGGCGAGAUUACAGGUGCCUUACCCGGAUUCACGGGAACAUGUACUGCCGUAACUUAAUUUUGUCUGCCAUGCAGUCGGUGCGAGCACCGCAAAAGUGAUGCCACAGUCCGUUAAUCGCCUUGUGACUCUUUCUCAAACUCUCAUCUACAGAUGGGUCUUGUCAUCUCCAACCCAUUGCGACACUUCAAGUGGAGACCAAAGCAGAAGGCCCGAUGCCCAGUUCUCCCACAGGAACUAAUCGACUGCGUACUGGACCAGUUAUGCGACGAUCACCAGACUUUGAUCGUGUGUCUACGUGCCGGCCGACCUUUCCUGGCUCGUGCUAGAGUGCAUAUAUUCAGUUCAGUUCACAUCCAGCUGGAACCGCGACGGAAUACGUGGAAACAAUUCCUUCGUCUCUUCUCUUCUUCACCGCAUCUCGCUCCUUUGGUCCAUACUGUUCAUCUGCAACGAAAUCACCAAUGGCCUACAGAACGCCAGUUCAUGUCGGCCACAGUCGUGGUGCGAGUCCUGAAUUCUCUGGUCAAUCUUGAAGAGAUUAAACUGCAGGGAUAUGGUCCGAAGAUAUUCCGAAGGAAAGAGACCAUGGAGGCGUCUCUGUUCACGUAUCUCCUUGCCGACAACCGCAUCAAGAGAGUCUACUUGCAUGACUGCAAGUUUUUCAGGCAGGAAGACUUAUUUGCCUUUCUGCGAGGCUUUCCGGAAAUGAAGGAGUUGUGGAUAAGCAAGGGCUUCAAAUGUCCGGUCUCCACCUCGGCGUUCAGCAACGAUUUACCCGGAGAGUCUGGAACCAUCUAUCUAGAAACCCUUCAGAUUGUUUCUGACUGGAAAAAUCCUCUUGGUGUCCUUGCGCAUCCACAAUCACCUCUUUCAUUGAAGAAGGUGAAAUCAUUGAUAGUUGGAACGGAUUCGUGCAUUCGGUAUGAAGGUGCACUGAACGUAGUGAGGUUAGCGGAUGGGUUCCAAAAGCUGACAUUGCUAGACAUCGGCGUCUAUGAGGCGCUUGUUACUCACGAUGUUCAUCUCAACCCGUUUCCUAUCCAUCAACUCCGCUGCCUCACUUUUGGCCUUAACACAGACAAGUUGGAACUAGCUCCACUUUUGGGAAAAUGGGUCUCGCUGUUCAACAACAUUCAGUCAGAGUGCGCACUUCGAAAAGUGACGAUCGUCAUUUUUGGCUUCUAUAUGCAGCAAUGGCCAUUCCAUUUUGUGUGCGACAGGGUGCAAUGGACAAGGCUGGACAUCUCUAUGUCACGAUGGAGUUCGUUACGAAAGGUAAACGUGAAUGUCAAGGUCCACAGGCCCAAAGAAGUCAAAAAGUUCAUCGAGGCAACCUGUUGUGGAUUGAUGAAGAAGAAUUUAUUGCAUUUCCUUGAUUCCGAUAACAGCAUCUCCACACGUCUGUAAAGCGCUCGCAUCAUUGGUUCCUCCUGAUUUAUCCUCGUACCGACUCUCGAAGUCUUCCAAAAUGUCUAAGCGACCUUUUAAGUAAGCGGCGGGGAUCUAGGUUUUCACGUCCGGGUCCAAGAAGUGCCUCA